Molecule: messenger RNA, 1735 nt
Organism: Populus euphratica (Euphrates poplar)
Lineage: Eukaryota; Viridiplantae; Streptophyta; Magnoliopsida; Malpighiales; Salicaceae
Product: serine/threonine-protein kinase CDL1-like
Exons: 5
Coding region: 92-1333 (413 amino acids)
Biological process (GO): protein phosphorylation
Molecular function (GO): ATP binding; protein kinase activity
Source: RefSeq, a predicted model, not a curated record
CUCUCAUCUUCUGCAUUUCUUUUUAGAAUAUAAGCCAUUGUCAAGUUCACUAAUUAUUAGAAAAUCACAUUGUGGUUUUGUUUUUCUGGAAAUGGGUUUUUGCCCUUGUUUCGGUUUUUCUAAAAGCAAGAAGGUGAAAAGCGAUCAUAUCAAGAAACAGCCAUCUUAUGAACAAAGAUUGGGAACAGUAUCGAAAAAGAGUGUUGAUUCCAGAUUUAAAUCAGCUGUUGUAAAAGAUGGACCCAGUGCUCAUUUCUCUGCGACAUUCACCUAUGAAGAACUUUCAUUUGCAACAAACAAUUUUAGGUCUGAAUCUUUAAUUGGAAGAGGUGGAUUUGGUGCUGUAUUUAAAGGAAAAUUAGAAAGCACUGGUCAGGUUGUAGCUGUUAAACAGCUAGAUCCAUCAGGUAUCCAAGGCGACAAGGAGUUUCUGGUGGAGGUUCUCAUGCUCUCCCUACUGCAUCACCCUAACCUUGUCAACUUGAUUGGUUUUUGUGCCGAAGGAGACCAUCGUCUUCUUGUCUAUGAAUACAUGCCUUUGGGUUCCUUGGAAGAUCACCUUUUUGAUGUGACUCCGCAUAUGGAGCCUCUUGACUGGAAUACAAGAAUGAAGAUAGCAGCGGGUGCAGCCAGAGGAUUGGAUUCUCUGCAUUCUGCAAAUCCCCCCGUCAUAUACAGAGACUUGAAAGCGUCUAACAUAUUAUUAGAGGAUGGUUUUAAUCCAAAACUCUCUGAUUUUGGACUUGCUAAAUUUGGCCCAGUUGGUGAUAAGUCCUAUGUCUCCACCCGGGUCAUGGGUACCUAUGGUUACUGUGCUCCUGAAUAUGCAUCAUCUGGAAGGUUGACCAUAAAGACUGAUAUCUACAGUUAUGGAAUUGUUUUGUUAGAGCUCAUCACUGGACAUAGAGCACUAGACGAGGUUAACGGUCAUCAAGAAUAUCUUGUUAACUGGGCGCUUCCCUUGAUGAAAGACCACAACUUUUCAAGAUUAGCAGAUCCAAUGCUGGAAGGCAAGUACUCAAUGUCUGUCUUAAAGAAGGUUUUAGAAGUGGCAUCAAUGUGUCUCGGUGAAAAUGCCAACUCACGCCCUUCCUCGAGUGAAUUGGCUCAAGCCAUGGAUUACUUGUUCUCUCGUAAAAAUGAAUCAAAGAAGGUAAAGAAUGACUGUGCCAAAUGGCCAGAGAUUGACUUCUCCCCAAGUGACACAAAAAUGAUAUUAGACAAGGAUUUAGAUCGGGACCGUGCUGUGGCAGAGGCCAAGGUGUGGGGAGUGAAAUGGAGAGAAAGGCGAGAACAAAUUCAGCGAAGUAUUUCUGAUGAAGACAAGAGGUAGGAGGAACCUAGUACUAAGAAACGUCCCCUCCCUCAAAGAAGAUUUUGACUAUUUAACUUAGUUUAUAAACCAGGAGUUUAAGAUCCUUGCCUGUAGUCUAUUCCUUUGCCUUAUUUAGAGGCUAAUUCUUUGUUUUACCCUCUCUACUUGGGUGAAUAAAAUUCAGAGUGGACAAUAAAUUUGAAGGCAUUUCAAAUUGGCCGGCUUGUCAAAGUAUGGCAGAAGCUGAUUGAUUCAUGGUAAGCUUGGCUUUUCGCAAAGAACUUGCGGUUUGGCAUAAUUUGCCGGUUGAUUUUUUUAUUUUUUAUCUUUAUCAUCUUGGAAAUGCAGUAUAUGCCAUAUAAUUAUGGUGGUUAGUGUAUUGACAGUUUAACGAAGUUUACGUUUAAUUCCCCUUUCAUA